AUGACGGUACUUCCGCAAGUGCAUCAUUGGUCCACGGAAGGUUCCGAUCAACAACAACAACAAAAAAAGGAUUUUUACGCCGCAGCAAUUGUCGCAAGGGAAACAGUUUUGAUGGGUGGACUCGGUAAAAACGGUAAUUACCCUUAUGAUUUGGAAAAGACCAAAUGGGUUGCAGGUCCAUCCCUUAUACAUUCGAUGUCAUUUAAUUCAAUAUCAACGUCCAUUCCAAGUCAACAUUCGUUGAUGAGCUUGGCUUCAACGACAUCUUCAAUACAAACGCCCGAUAGCGAAAUGCCGACAACUCCCACCUCAUUAUUUUCUUCAACGUCCGAUCAAUCAAUGGAAUAUACGAGUUUUCCGAAUUUAGAAAAAUUUACUGACGAAUGCUGGACUGCAAUUCGUGUCGAAGAAAAGAAAGAUGUGUCGAUUGACAUCGAAAUGGAAUCUUAUGAUGAAAUGUUGGUCGGCGGUGUGCGUUUUCACUACACUUAA
Messenger RNA from Funneliformis mosseae, 492 nucleotides. The record is from the annotation of a GenBank genome assembly. NCBI's taxonomy places the organism in Eukaryota, Fungi, Glomeromycota, Glomeromycetes, Glomerales, Glomeraceae.